Molecule: messenger RNA, 1215 nt
Organism: Fusarium venenatum
Lineage: Eukaryota; Fungi; Ascomycota; Sordariomycetes; Hypocreales; Nectriaceae
Source: RefSeq, a predicted model, not a curated record
AUGAUUGUAAGGCGCGGUAACAACAACUCAUCAACCUACAGAGGCCGCUUUAGUCUAAUCCCGCGAACUGGUUAUUCACAAACGAUCUUUGAGGGUCCACUCCAUAUCAAAGGCGACGGCGACGAGGCCGUCUGGCCGUUUGCAAUUACGCUUCCGAAAUAUGUUGAUCCAGAAACUUACAGUGGCGCCAACCAGAAAGAAAGCUACCUGCCCCUUCAAAACAGGGUCUAUGACUUGCCAUCGACUUAUACCCUUCGCACCUCAGGUAGCACGGAAGGUUUUGUCGAAUACUUUUUAACAGCCACUUUGCGUCUUACCGGCCAAGGACACCAUGACAUGCCCGAAGCUACGCUACCCUUCCAGGUUUUGACUUUGAGAAAUGAUCCACCCAUUGCAGAUUUUGGGCUUCGACAUUCCUCUAAUCACCGAACAGUAUCAAGUUACCGACUUAUACCCGGAAUGGAGGAAAUGAAGCUAUCGUUUUCUCAAAAAAUGAAACGGUCGUUCAAUACUUCCGGUGUCCCAGAUUUCCACUUCAACUUAAUAGUGAAUAUACCCACAGUUCUUCAGCUGGACAACCCUACACCAAUAUCGUUCAAAUUACAGGCCGUUCCAGACUGGAAGCAAACCAGCGAAGUCAUUAGAGACGUGCCACAAAAGGUAAAACUGAAUUGGCUGAACCUGUCCAUUAUGGAAAUCACCGAAAUUAAAUGCGAAGGAACAUUCUCACCCCAUACCAAGGAGAAGGACUCGACAACUAGUCUUUGCGUCAUGAAUUCGAUGAACACACUCGGAACCAGUUUAUUCAUUCCUUUCAACGAAGAACCUCCGCUUGAUAUUGGGGAGCUGGUCGAUUUGCGCCUUGGAAGAUCAACCGCCGGUUUCUCUCGGCAACUAAACUCUGGAAGAAAUGCAUUUACCCCCAGUUUCACAACUUUUAAUAUUCGCCACUGGCAUAGGCUGCAUUGGGAACUGCGUGGUGAUAUCGCCGGAGAGCGCUUUAACGUUUCAGGUGCAGUACCUUUGACGAUAUUGACGCCAAGCGAUGAGCAAGGGCAACCAGUCCAGAUUUCACUGGAGGGAAGUGGUUUGGAGACGGAUGCAAGAGCUGGGCCGUCGGUGCAGCGGAACGAAUCAUGGAUUCAGCCUCCAGAUGAAGAGGAAGCACCACCUAGCUUUGCUCAAGUUCAGCAAGAAGAUCUUAAGGCAGGAUAG